This is a messenger RNA of Lentinula edodes (shiitake mushroom), 1470 nucleotides long. RefSeq names its product RuvB-like helicase 2. Bases 1 to 1470 code for a protein of 489 amino acids. The record is from RefSeq and is a predicted model, not a curated record. Gene Ontology annotation, biological process: box C/D snoRNP assembly; regulation of transcription by RNA polymerase II; chromatin remodeling. Gene Ontology annotation, molecular function: ATP binding; ATP hydrolysis activity; DNA helicase activity. NCBI's taxonomy places the organism in Eukaryota, Fungi, Basidiomycota, Agaricomycetes, Agaricales, Omphalotaceae. The transcript is spliced from 3 exons. Gene Ontology annotation, cellular component: Ino80 complex; R2TP complex; NuA4 histone acetyltransferase complex.
AUGGAUAUCGGAGCUGGGAUAACGACGGGCACGGCCGAAUUGAGAGAGGCCACAAAAAUGGAACGUAUAGGAGUUCACUCUCAUAUCACAGGUCUAGGACUAGACGACAGAUUGGAGCCAAGGCCAAAUUCUCAAGGAAUGGUUGGUCAAUUGCGCGCACGGAAAGCGGCCGGUGUCAUUCUUCGCCUGCUCUCACCUUCAUCUUUUUCUUCAUCUACAGUCUCUGCUGCUCCUGGACUCUCUGGCCGUGCGAUCCUUCUUGCUGGCCCACCUUCAACUGGUAAAACAGCAAUUGCGCGUGGAAUGGCAGCUACAUUAGGUCCAGAUGUUCCUUUCACGUCGAUCACCGCGUCUGAGGUGUACUCGUUGAGUAUGAGCAAAACGGAAGCGCUGACCCAGGCACUGAGGCGAAGCAUUGGUGUCCGGAUCAGGGAAGAAGAAGAGAUCGUAGAAGGCGAGGUCGUGGAGAUUGUUGUGGAGAGGGGAAUCACGGGUAGUGGAAAAUCAGGACGUGUCAUCUUGAAGACAACGGACAUGGAGACUGUGUAUGAAAUGGGUGGAAAGAUGAUUGACGAGAUGACGAAGGAAAAGGUCCUUGCAGGCGACAUCAUCUCCAUAACAAAAUCAUCUGGACGCAUAACUAAACUCGGACGAUCUUUUUCUCAUUCACGGGAUUUUUCACUACUCUCUCCAUCGACAACCUUUCUUCCUACACCUUCAGGAGAGAUUCUCACCCGACGUACCGUCACACAUACCGUGUCGUUACACGAAAUUGAUAUCAUUAAUUCUCGUACUCAAGGAUUUCUUGCCUUGUUUGCUGGUGACACAGGAGAAGUCGCCGCGCCUCUUCGGGCACAAAUUGAUGUCAAGGUCGGUGAAUGGAGAGAAGAAGGCAAGGCGGAACUGGUAACAGGUGUCUUGUUCAUAGACGAAGUUCAUAUGUUGGACAUGGAGUGUUUUUCAUUCCUCAAUCGUGCACUUGAAGGCGAACUUGCUCCUUUGGUAGUGAUGGCGUCCAACCGAGGCGUAGCUCGUAUCCGAGGCACAGAGAUGCGUGGUCCGCAUGGUCUUCCUCCGGAUUUACUCGACAGAUUGCUCAUUGUAGCAACGAGCAAGUACGUUCCAGACGAAGUGCGCCAGAUUAUCAAAAUCAGGUGUCAGGAAGAAGAUGUGGAGGUUGGGCCAGAUGCGGAGGAUUUAUUGGUCGAGAUUGCUGGAGAUGCGGGAAUGAGGUAUGCGCUUGGUCUGAUUGCUGUGAGCCAGGUGGUUGCGCGAAAGAGGGUGAAGAGCUCAGGUGGGGGCUCGGAAGCUGUCGAGGUGGAGGAUCUGAGACGAGCGUAUGGGUGCUUUAUGGAUCCUGGGAGGAGUGUACAAUGGCUGAAAGAGCAGCAGGGAAGUUUGCUGGUGGAAGAGAUCACAGGGAGUGAAAACAUAUUGCAGGGACAGAGUGAUAAAAUGGAUGUUGUGUAG